This is a messenger RNA of Varanus komodoensis (Komodo dragon), 3908 nucleotides long. RefSeq names its product solute carrier family 24 member 3 (gene SLC24A3). Gene Ontology annotation, molecular function: calcium, potassium:sodium antiporter activity; calcium channel activity. Gene Ontology annotation, biological process: intracellular calcium ion homeostasis; calcium ion transmembrane transport. Gene Ontology annotation, cellular component: membrane. NCBI's taxonomy places the organism in Eukaryota, Metazoa, Chordata, Lepidosauria, Squamata, Varanidae. The transcript is spliced from 16 exons. The coding region runs from base 351 to 1937 and encodes 528 amino acids. The record is from RefSeq and is a predicted model, not a curated record.
GCCUUGAGUGUCCACUGCCCCAGGCCCCAGAAGGUCACCCCAGACGCUGUUCUGCGCCUCUUUUUGGGUCCCUCCUGCCUCGCCCCACUUGGUGUCCUACUUGCUGUUUGCACGCAGGCCUGGCGAAGCGUCUCUCCGUGUUUCCACCGGCACAGCCCUGCAAGAACCACUCCUUUGGUUCUGUCGUCUGCAUUAGUUCUAAGAGGAAACGACAAGCCAUUUCAGACCCAGGCCGCCUUGAUGGCUGGAGCGACGCAGGCCGAGCUCUCCAUGAAUUCCCUAACGACAUCUUCACAAACGAGGACCGGCGACACGGAGCGGUGGUCCUACACGCCGUUUGUGCGGUCUACAUGUUCUAUGCAUUGGCCAUUGUCUGCGACGACUUCUUCGUCCCCUCGCUGGAAAAGAUUUGUGAACGCCUGCACCUCAGCGAAGACGUGGCCGGGGCAACUUUCAUGGCUGCUGGCAGCUCUGCCCCAGAACUGUUUACUUCUGUCAUAGGCGUGUUCAUCACGAAAGGAGACGUCGGUGUGGGUACGAUCGUUGGCUCUGCCGUGUUCAACAUCCUCUGUAUAAUUGGGGUGUGUGGCUUGUUCGCAGGGCAGAUCAUUCAGCUGUCUCCGUGGAGCCUCCUGAGAGAUUCCUCAUGUUAUACCUGUUCCGUCGUAGCGCUUAUUUUGUUUAUUUAUGAUGAAAAAGUUUCUUGGUGGGAGUCCUUAAUCCUCGUGGUGAUGUACGCCGUCUACAUUCUCAUCAUGAAGUUCAAUGCCAGUCUACAGCAUAUAUUUGAAACGAGGACAAAGAACGCCACAAAUAUGGUGAAUGGAUUAGCGAACACCGAGAUGGAUAACAACAGCCACUGUGACGCUACUGUAGUCUUACUAAAGAAAGGGAACUUCCACCGCAAAGCUUCUGUGAUCAUGGUGGAUGAGUUGCUCUCGGCGUAUCCACACCAGCUUUCCUUUUCUGAGGCUGGACUCCGAAUAAUGAUAACGAGCCACUUUCCUCCAAGAACCCGACUCUCCAUGGCCAGCCGAAUGCUGAUCAAUGAGAGACAAAGACUUAUCAACAGCAGAGUGUACACCAACGGAGAGUCCGAGGUGUCCAUCAAGGUCCCUGUCAAGCGCACCGUGGAGAACGGAUUGGGACCCAGCAGUUCCGCUGACAAAGGGACAGGUGGGCUCCAGCAAGAUGAGGAAGCUGCUGAAGCAGGGAAUGAAACGGAAAAUGAAAACGAUGACCACGAAAAUGAUGAAAACGAGGAAGAGGAGGAGGAGGAAGAGGAGGAGGAGGAGGGGGGCCCUUACACGCCCUUUGAUCCACCCUCGGGCGCAGCGGAAAUGACCAAGUGGCUGCUCACCUGGCCGCUGUCCCUCCUCCUGUACUUCACCGUGCCCAACUGCAGCAGGCCCCGCUGGGAGAAGUGGUUCCUGGCCACCUUUGCUUCUUCUACGCUCUGGAUCGCCGCCUUUUCGUACGUGAUGGUAUGGAUGGUCACGAUCAUCGGCUACACGCUGGGCAUCCCCGACGUGAUCAUGGGGAUCACCUUUCUGGCAGCCGGGACCAGCGUGCCGGACUGCAUGGCGAGCCUCAUCGUAGUGCGGCAAGGAAUGGGCGACAUGGCUGUGUCCAACUCGAUCGGAAGCAAUGUUUUCGACAUUCUUAUCGGUCUUGGCCUCCCAUGGUCUCUGCAGACUCUGGCAGUAAAUUACGGCUCUUACAUCCGACUGAACAGCCGAGGGCUCAUCUACUCCGUGGGCCUGCUGCUGGCGUCAGUUUUUCUCACCGUGUUUGGUGUUCACCUGAACAAAUGGAAGCUGGAUAAGAAGCUGGGCUUUGUGUGCCUUUCCCUGUACGGCAUCUUCUUGUGCUUCUCCAUCAUGACCGAGUUCAACGUCUUCACCUUCGUGAAUCUGCCCAUGUGCAGGGAACACUGACCCGAGGACAGGCUGCCGCGAGAUCCCUGCCUUCCUUACCUGUGCAAUACGGAACGCGGCUGGCGCCUCCAGGCCGUGCGCGGUGCCCGGUGACGGCCGGGGAACGCACCUCCUCUUCCCGUUCUGGUUCAGUCCCUUCUCGGCCGCCCCUUCGCACGGACAGACACCAUCUCGGGACCCUCUUCCUGCACUGAUGUGAAGAUGUAAACCCUCGGAACGGGGAUUGCGGGCUAAACGGACUAACGUCGACCUGGCUCUGAGCCAGAGAAACUGAACUUCCACAGUUUCUUUUUUUUAACUUAUUUGAUGGAAGACUAAUCUAAUUUAUGAACUGAAACUAUAGCUAGGAUACAAAGAAGAGGAUACAUCCCACUGGGUGCUUCUUUCAGGAAAUGGAAGGAACUGACUCUGUCCUUUUCCCCCGGACGAGCCCUCUUGCAGCUUUCCGCAAGCCGCUCAAAGUCCCACGUGCCGCUGCGGAGGCAGAGUUCUAGGUGCUUGUCCACAGGCACGGAGCUCGCGCCUCUUGCAGGAAAGCGCAGGCGCCGACGCAGUGACUCCCGUGCCUCCUCGGAGGGAUUUCGGAGGACUCCGCCUGCAGAGUUGGGCACCACUGCCAUUUUAUGCUCAACAGCGAGAUUCGUUGUAUCGCCAAGCAAUAGUUUUAGGCCCGGUUGUCGGAGGGGCAGUCCUGGUUGCUAACGGUCGGUCAUUUGGGGUGCCAAACCCGGGACUGACCCCUGGUUGCUUUUCCGUGUUUUUAAUUUGUGUGGCACUUUUAGAUCGAAAAGUGCUUCUGUCCCUCACCCUCUUUGCCCUCUCUGUACUUCUGCAAGGUAAGUCAUUAGUAUUCCGGUAGGCAAACUAUUUCUGUCAGGAGGACAAGAGGCGGAGAAGAACGGCGGCGCGAGAGGCAGCGAGUGUGUUCUGGACUGAGUCCGAGUGUCCUGGGUCCGUGCCCACAGAGCCCGGUUGAUCUCCCGACUGGCUCUCGCUGUCCUAAAGGGCAGGAAAGGGGGGAAGGUCUGCAUUCAUUGGGAAGGGAGGUAAAUGGCACACAUUUUUUUAAAAAGAAGUUGUAUACACUGGUUUCCGAAAGGCAUAAUUUGCACAGAUGCUUUUGCUGCCAUUCGUCAUGUUGCAAAGGAUACACUGGACUCGAUAGGAGGUUGCUUUCAUCUGGCAGAACCGGUUGGGAAGCUCUCCUGCACACGCCUCAUUUCAGGAGAGCUUCCGCACGAGUCCUGCCUUCUACCGCAUGCAGAAUCGCUUACAAGUUACCCCACGGUUCCUCGGGGGCUGGGGCGCUUUGAGAGCGUCCGGGGCCUCCUGGCACGCCAUCCAUCCCACUGCUGUCCACGUCGUUUGCGCCAUGGAUGUCACUCGUUCACUGACGGUCAGGCGAGGUGCUUUGCCGCUCACCUCUAUAGGCUGGGGACCGAUGGUCUCACGGGGCGGUUUUGCCUUGCGUGGCACCUGCCUUCUGUGCAAGGGGGGGCUUUCUGCUGGGCAAAUAUCGGAGAUCUGCUUGAUCUGUGUUGCCCACGAGGCAAUUAUUUAACAAACAGCAGCCAGCCGGUGUGGGGGCACCGACACGAGUUCCUGAGCGAAACCCUCUCCAUUAGUUUGCACUUUUACCCGCGAGCACUUCAAAAUGACUAUUGUUGGGAUAAAUAAUAUGAAAUAAAUGGUUCGUAUCUGCUCCCUCCCUUCAUUACAGCACCUUGCUUUCACUCAUGAUGUCCACGGAGAGCAUUUAGUAGCUCCUGGAGCUCUCCUUGCAUUGGGAGUCAGGCACAUCCGUAGCACCGAUGAACCAUCUUAUUUUCCUCAGUGCAAGUGACGUGUGCAAACAUUUGUGCGAUUUAAAAGGGGGGGUGCGUCGGUCUUCGGUGCGCGAGUGUGAGCUCGUUGUGAGCGAAAAGAAAAGCCUCGCCUGCUCAGCAUCGUGGCACGGGGCUCCUGCGGUGU